This is a messenger RNA of Marchantia polymorpha subsp. ruderalis, 1169 nucleotides long. The record is from the annotation of a GenBank genome assembly. Lineage: Eukaryota; Viridiplantae; Streptophyta; Marchantiopsida; Marchantiales; Marchantiaceae.
UUCUGAAAGCAUUGUAACCCUUACAAACCACGAGGAGAAGAGAAUAUCAGAGAGUAAUUACAGGUGGGCAUCCCUAGCCAGAAAACGGACAAAGAAUAUUAAGAGAGUCGGGCAACACGACAGAUCGGACGUCACGACCGCACGUGCUCAGUCGUGGCGAACACGCAAGCGCUUUGUAACUACCAUAGCGACAGAGAGAAUUGAAAUCGGGAGCGGAUGAAGAGAAUCGGUGAGCCGGCCGAGUGAAGCCACGCUGUGGCCAUCAUGCCGAUAAGAACCAGUGGCGGGUCUUUAGGGUACAAUCGAGGACUAGAUCGAAGCACUCCGAUGAGCCGAAUGAAUGCGCCGCAAGGGAUUUAGCAACCUCCCGAAUUGGAUCUAACCUCUGGUUCACAUUUUCGUUUCAUCUUUGUACGCUCUAUCUAGUCUUCUGUGGGUCUCUUGAUUACACAGUUGCAAUUUUCAGCAUGAAGAAGGAUAAAUCCGACAUGUUCGCAAUUACCGUCAUCGUUGUCGGAUUUAAAUGCUUACACUUCCAGCCUGGAUGGAUGCAGGAUGUAGAAGUCAAGAGUACGAUCACGUUGACGUCUUUCACCGUAUGUAUCAAACAAAUUACACCAAUUCGUUGAUAUCUAUCAGAAGAUCGAUGAAAGCGUGGGAGUGAUGAGCAUCUCAGACGGAUUAAGAGGUUUUGUGUUCAAUGCUUGUGUAUGCAUUAUCGUGAAGUGAAUGCAUAGGUAUUGUGCUUGUUCACUAACCCUUUGCAUGCAAUUCACGGUAGUGCUGGACAAGCAUUUUGUUUAUGAGACGGAUUUUAUGUUUAAAGCUUGUCUAGCAUGAUCGUGAAGUGAAUGCAAACUUAGUGUGUAAACUCGAUACACCUUUGCAUGCACUUGACGGUAGUGCUAGACAUGCAUUUUGUCUUUCACUCCAUACUCUAGAACGUGAUCAUAUGGACGGGGUAGCAUGAUCUUUAUUUUAUUAUUUACAUCUUGAUGAUGCAUCAUAGAUAGAGGAAGAUGGUAUCCAUGUAAGUAAUUAACUCAAGAUUGGGUGAAAUUUAGUUAUUUUCACUUUGGUUAACUAAUUAAAUUGAUUACUUUUAUAUAGAAUGCUGACAUAUUCUCUCCUUGACAUUCUAGACAGCUUGUGUCCUCAUGGAUGUACAA